Molecule: messenger RNA, 3497 nt
Organism: Aplosporella prunicola CBS 121167
Lineage: Eukaryota; Fungi; Ascomycota; Dothideomycetes; Botryosphaeriales; Aplosporellaceae
Exons: 2
Biological process (GO): regulation of DNA-templated transcription
Molecular function (GO): DNA-binding transcription factor activity; sequence-specific DNA binding
Source: RefSeq, a predicted model, not a curated record
CACCUAUGGAAAAAGACAGUAGAUCAGUAAUGAUCAAUGCUCUGCCAAAGGGAGUCCGAGCGAUCAAAAGGGCCGUGGUCAGGCAAGGCCCGAGCGCAGACGAGCCAACCAGAGCACGGUCCGAGUCGCUUAGUGGGUCGUCCAGCAACCGCGUCAACGGACGCGACGCGACCAUGGGUGAGGAUGGUGAAGCGCGUGCAUCUAAUUCCCCACCAAGAGCCAGGCACGCGGCCAGAAAGAGCGACACGGAUGCGCAGAUGGGACACAGCGCCAACCAGCGCCCAGGGCCGGCGCCUCCUUAUAAGAUUAACAAGACUAUGAACAACCUGUCUUGGUCCCUCAUAAUCGGCAUGGCCCUUCGUGAGCACCCCAACAAAACAGCAAGUGUCUGCGAGCUCUAUCAAUGGAUAGCCGACCACAUUGAGGAAAGUGACAUCGAUUUCACAAAAUUGAAAUCCAACACUGCUGCCUACCUUACCCAAGGCCCAGCUUUCAUCAAAGGCCCCCGAGUGGGUGACCACCCUUCCGCUCAUUACUGGAUCCUUGAUAGAAAGUUCACCAGCAACUUUCCCAACUACAGGGAGGUGGUCCAGCGGGCUCGGUUAAUACAAGACCUUCACCAACGAAAUGGACCAAAUACAAACCGUGCACCUCCCGCCAACAAUAGAGAUCGAGCAUCAGCCAAGGCUAGGAAUGCUUCUACAAAUGCCCAACCUCCUCCCACCAACGAUAGAGAUCGAGCAUCAGCCAGGGCCAGGAAUCUUUCCACAAAUGUCCAACCACUGAAACCUUCGGUCCGACAGGCGCUGGAAUUUAUCACGCGUCACCGCGUUACUUACGAUGAUCACGGUCGAGACAUAGUCCCUGGAUCAAAAAAUACAACAGGAAACUCUUGGCACGAACUCCCCAGGCGUAAUACCGUUACUAUCAAAGGAGUACCAUUCCACGUGGGAGAUUAUGUCAAGCUUCCUCUUCCGGCGAAGCCUUUCCAUUCCUCUUUUGAGCAUGUUCCGCACGUGGAGGCCAUCGGACAAAUAGAGGACUUGCGGGUGCGCGACGAAGGAGCCGGGUGUGCUGUCCUAGUGCAGUGGUAUAUGAAUAAGGAAGCUGCAGACAGAUUCGAAUGCCGCCACCGACAGAACUGGCCAAAGUCAAAUGAUGGCAAUGAGGCCGAAUUCGUUCGAUGUGCGCUCUGGGAUAUCAUAACUUCCGAUUCUCUCCAAGAAAAGCUUGACCCGUCCACAGCGAAAAAAGCCAUUUUUGAGACACACUUCAUGGAGAUUGACACGGACCAAGGAAAAGUGUUUUUGAAGGAGAAGGGAGACGAAUGGCCAUGGUACGGAGUGGCAUUCGAGGACGAUAUUGAUAAGACUGUCCGGCUGCAAGGCCAGAACAAAAUCAGUGUCCAUGGAAGGUUCACCGGCUACAACGGCCUAAGAAAAACUCUUGACAAUCCCACUUGGGACGCAUGGCUGCAUAUGGCCUUCCCGGAAGACUAUCCAUCAAACCAGACAAAUGGGUUGUCUCCUAGAGAAGAGACAUCUAAAGAGGAUUCCAGGAUGGUUGAAGAUUCAACUGCUGAGGCAAGUGAAAACGCCAGUUCCAGGUCAAGUGAAGGCUCCACAGCCAGGACAAGUGAAGACGCCACUGCCUGGGCAAAAGACGGCGCCAAGGGCACGGAGGAAGCUGCUUCCUCAAAAGAUAUGGAGGUGACUAUGACGGAGGCCGAACAGGAUGAUGAGAUGCCGGACGCGCAGUCAGAAGAAAACCAAUCGGCAGCGACGCCCGCGAAUGUAACCUUGGCCGAUCAACUUUUCACACCUUCGCCACAGCAUCCUCCUGCUUGGCCAGAGUCACCGGGGCAAAUGUCCGACCUGGAUAUUGAGAUGACCCCUGCACCCACAGCUGAGCUUGCUCGCGGUAAAGCUUUACAAGAAGUUAUGGAGAGAGCUGUCGAGAAGACUAGGAGUGAAAUGGCUGCUGAGCAAACUGCUGCUGUGAAUGGUACACAAGAGCUUGAGCGAGGACCUGAGCAAUCACACAGGUCAGCACCUGAUCGUGUUCACACGAAAACUUUUAACGAGCUCCUGCAGCAAGCUGAGACGUAUGCGCUAACUGCUGAUGUGGAUUGUAGCCAAGAGCUCGAGCAACCAUCCGAACAAGUACACAGGUCAGCACCUGAACCGGUGCAGGAAUCAGCACGUGGAAAGGCACAUGAAAAUCCAGCACUGGGAAAGGCCCCCGAUAAAACAGUUGGAAAGGCACCUGAACCAGCAACAAAGCCAGCACCUCAACCUGAUCGCGUCCCAAGCAUUACAGGCCCAAGCAUUGCAGGUCCAAGCAUUGCAAGUUCAAGCAUUGCAGGUCCAAGCAUUGCAGGUCCAAGUACUGCGAGCCCAAGUAUUGCAGGCCCAAGCAAAACAACCACCAAUCCCGCGCCAGCAAAUACCAGACCCACUCAACCCGCUCUAUCGGAGGGAAAAGUAGAUAUCCUCGCAGCCCUCAAGGCCGAGUUUGACAAGCAACCGUUUAACGUCAAAAACCUCCUCGCCACACACCCGGAGAUGCGGUCCAAAGUUGCCCUUUUCGACAAAGAAGCCAAAAUAAAAGAAAUCGAGAAGCGACCGAAACGCAAAGAUUGCCUCACAAACUCGUUCGCGCGCGCACGACGCGAGCGACCCAGAGGCAAACCUCACAACGAGCUGGAGCGGCCACUGCCUUCGACGUACAAGCCGCCUGCGAGCUAUGAGGGCGAGGGGUCGCGCCCGCGCGACGCGACCUUCUCGUUUGAUGAGAGGUACUGGGGCCGCGACUCGGAGAUGUCGAAUGCCUUCUCUUCACAAGAAGCCGAGAAAUUCGAGACGCUAGAGGAACUGCUGGAUUUGCCGAAAGAACGCAUACCGAUCUUGUAUGAGAAUCGCCAUCUGGCCUAUCGGGAUGGGACGCUGACAAAUGGCCGAUUGUCCCGUGCCAAGGAGAUCUGGAAGGUUGGCCGUAACGUGCCGGGCGAGCUGAAGUAGAUAGCAGCAGCAGCGACGGCCUGGUUCUGCGUUUUUGGUGUCGUCCGCAUUAGUGCGGCGGCGGGUUUUCCCCUUGCUGCUUUACUCGUCGAGUGUUCUUAAGCGCGUUAUUGAGCAAGCAAGCGAGCGAGCAUAUCGGGACGAGCGGAUGCGAUCAGCUCGGCUCGUCCAUUGGGCAUUUCCGGGGCGUUGUCGUUGUUUUCUCAUGACGGAACGAGCGAGCGAGGCCGGAACAGCAUGCAUGGUAAAUACAGGUUGGACAGGACGGACAGGACAGCCCAUUCCGUUUCAAGGCGGGCCUUGUGGGAUGGGCUAAGUGAACAUGCGGAAGUUUGGGGGGAUUCGGACUUGUGGCUAGGGUAGAGGAUGGACGUAUCGUGGAUGGUGGAUGGGCCUUGCAGAGUAGCUUUAUGCAUACAUAUAUUUUACACGUGGAUAGCGAGGGAAUGGAGAUAUUGUUUGCUGGUGGAUGCUGCU